AUGACAGCAACUAUAGAGAGGAAAUCGCUGGAGGCCAAUGAGAUAUUAAGGCGACGUGUUUCUGUUGGGGAGAAAACCCAAAGGCCAGAGCUCAUUGCUGUUGUGCUUUUCUUGUUCAGGGAGCCUGUGGACGAGGUCCUGCAGAUGCCCCCGUCCCUGCUGACGUGCGGCGGGUGUCACCAGAGCAUCGGGGACCGGUUCUUCCUAAAGGCCAUCGAGCAGUACUGGCACGAGGACUGCCUGAGCUGUGACCUGUGCGGCUGCCGGCUGGGGGAGGUCGGCCGCCGCCUCUACUACAAACUGGGAAGAAAAUUGUGUCGGCGAGAUUAUCUCAGGCUUUUUGGUCAGGACGGUCUCUGUGCUUCCUGUGAAAAGAGGAUCCGGGCGUUUGAGAUGACGAUGCGUGUGCGGGACAAAGUUUACCAUCUCGAGUGCUUCAAAUGUGCCGCCUGCCAGAAGCACUUCUGCGUGGGCGACCGCUACCUCCUCAUCAACUCGGACAUUGUGUGCGAGCAGGACAUCUUCGAGUGGACCAAGCUCAACAACAACAGCAUGGUUUAG
This is a messenger RNA of Menidia menidia (Atlantic silverside), 561 nucleotides long. Lineage: Eukaryota; Metazoa; Chordata; Actinopteri; Atheriniformes; Atherinopsidae. The record is from the annotation of a GenBank genome assembly.